Cladophialophora yegresii CBS 114405 is the source of this 2436-nucleotide messenger RNA. RefSeq lists its product as uncharacterized. Bases 1 to 2436 code for a protein of 811 amino acids. The transcript has a single exon. Gene Ontology annotation, biological process: carbohydrate metabolic process; N-glycan processing. The record is from RefSeq and is a predicted model, not a curated record. NCBI's taxonomy places the organism in Eukaryota, Fungi, Ascomycota, Eurotiomycetes, Chaetothyriales, Herpotrichiellaceae. Gene Ontology annotation, molecular function: alpha-glucosidase activity.
AUGAAGCACUACCAUUUUGAGAGCAAGCCAGUCGCUCACAAAGAUGCCAUCGUCUCUGGUCCCCAUUACCGCUUCACAGUUCUGACUGACCGCCUGCUCCGCUACGAGUGGUCCUACGAUGGCGAGUUCGAGGACCGCGCCUCUACCUUCGCUAUCAAUCGGGAGUUCCCAGUGCCCAAAUUUCAGGUCGUGGACCGAUCGGACGAGCUCGAGAUCAUCAAUGAUCAUUUCCACCUAAGCUACGACAAGAAGCGGUUCAGUCCGAGUGGAUUGUUGUGUAGCUUUUCCGCCAAGAUUACGCUCUGGGGCGCACAGUGGCGGUAUGGCGUCGAGCCUAUCCACGGUAGUCGAGAGAACCUGGGCGGAACAGCACGAACAUUGGAUGAAGUUGAUGGGCGUUGUGAUGUCGGGACCGGCGUACUCUCGACAUUCGGGUACGCUGCCCUCGAUGACAGUAAGUCAAUGCUCUUCGAUGGCCAAGGUUUUGUCGCUGGUCGACGCCCUGGGGAUCGCAUCGAUGGCUACUUGUUUUGUCAUGGGCAUGAUUACAAGGGUGCCAUAAGAGACUUUUACAAGGUCAGCGGCAAACAGCCCGUGCUACCCAGAUGGGCCCUUGGCAAUUGGUGGUCGAGGUACUAUAAGUACCAUCAAGAUGAAUACAUCGGCUUGAUGGACGAGUUCAAAAGGAAGGCCAUCCCCCUGUCGGUCGCAGUUGUGGAUAUGGAUUGGCACAUGGUAGAUGACCCUCAGGUUCCGCACGCUGGCUGGACGGGUUACACAUGGGACAAAAAGCUGUUCCCUAACCCCGCUGUCUUUGGACGUGAGAUACACAGCCGGAACUUGAAGAUAACACUGAACGAUCAUCCACACGGCGGGAUUCACCACCACGAGGAUUCGUACGAGGAGAUGGUGAAGUUCUUGGGCCACGACACGUCGAAAAAGAAUCCCAUACUGUUCGAUCCCACGACUCGCAAGUUUAUGGAAGCAUAUUUGGACAUUCUCCACCGGAACGUGGAAAACGUGGCAUGUGACUUCUGGUGGAUAGACUGGCAGCAAGGCUCUCACACAAAAGUGCCGGGUGUUGAUCCUUUAUGGCUGCUGAAUCACUUCCACUUCCUCGACAACGCGCGUGACGGCAAACGCCCGCUCAUCUUCUCUCGAUAUGCCGGUCCCGGAAGUCAUCGAUACCCAGUGGGCUUCUCAGGGGAUUCCAUCACGACGUGGGCUAGCCUGGAAUUUCAACCGGAGUUCACGGCCACAGCUUCCAACAUCGGGUAUGGAUGGUGGAGCCACGAUCUCGGCGGCCACUUUGGCGGUUCACGCGACGACGAACUCGUAACCCGAUGGAUAGAGUUCGGAGUCUUCAGCCCCAUUUUCCGGCUACAUUCGUCGAACUCGAGGUGGUCGUCAAAGGAACCUUGGUCAUACCGCAAGGAGAGCGAAGAGAUCAUGGAGAGCUUCAUGCGUUUCCGCCACCGCAUGAUACCCUAUCUGUACACCCGCAACGUUCUGGCUUCAACCGAGGACGAGCCACUCAUUCAACCGAUGUAUUGGUUGUUCCCGGAACGUGGUGAGGCAUAUCAGGUUCCUAACCAAUAUUUCUUUGGCUCAGAGCUGAUUGUGGCUCCAAUUGUCAAACCCCGCGACAAGAGGACCAACCUCGGCCAUGUCAAGGUGUGGCUGCCGCCGAUGCACCGGCACGUCGAUAUAUUCACAGGUACAGUCUAUGAUGGAAACAGGGAAUUGAACAUGUACCGACCCCUCUGUCAGAUCCCCGUGCUGGCUCAUGAAGGAAGCAUCAUUCCGCUAGAUGCAAACGAGAAACCCGGGAACGGAGGUCUCAAUCCUGAAGAGUUCGAGGUCCUGGUGGUCGUUGGACGCAACGGCCAGACUUCUGUGCUUGAGGAUCCUGCGGAUGACUCCGAGCAAGUCAAGAAAGAGAGCCCUCCGACCAACGAGCGUGGCUCGCUCAUCCAGUACAAACAGGAAGAAGGUGAACUCACUGCCCAUGUGACAGGUCGGACCUGGAGUUUCCGCUUCCUAGCCAUUGCGAAAAUUCCCCAGGAUCUGAAGGUCACCGUCGAUGGGCAAGAUCGCACCAGCGACACAAACAUCAUCGUCUCAAAGUUCCCAGAAGCCCCUUCAAUGCUGGUCCAGGUGCCUCCAGCACUUCACAAGGAGAAAUACACCCUUACCAUCUCACUGGGUACCGACCCACAGCUGAGUGUCAUCGAUCAUAGGGAGCGCAUUGAAAAGUUAUUGCUGGAUUACCAGACGGAGUUUGACAUCAAGGACAGGAUCUGGAGUAUUGUGGACAACAAGGAGGGGGCGAUUAAUAUCAAAAUUGGGAAGUUGAUGAGUUUAAGUGUGGAUGAAACUUUGACGGAGCCCAUCGCAGAAUUGAUCUUGAGCGACGUGAGAGGGAUGCAUUUGUGA